Molecule: messenger RNA, 7035 nt
Organism: Zootoca vivipara (common lizard)
Lineage: Eukaryota; Metazoa; Chordata; Lepidosauria; Squamata; Lacertidae
Gene: GBF1
Product: golgi brefeldin A resistant guanine nucleotide exchange factor 1
Biological process (GO): regulation of ARF protein signal transduction
Molecular function (GO): guanyl-nucleotide exchange factor activity
Source: RefSeq, a predicted model, not a curated record
CCCGUCCCCGGCAGUAAACCGCGCAGCAAGCUAGGCUGCGCUCUUGUUUCCACGUCAGUGAGAGAGAAGCGAAGAGAGGAGAGGAGCCGGUUCCAGCCGUUCCUCGGGGCGGCUGCCUUUCUCGGAGCUAGCGGGCUUCCCGGAGCGGGCCGCCGCCGGUCCGGCUCCCCGGCAAUGCCGAGAGGCCCUCAGACGCCUCAACAACUGCCCUCAGGCGCCGCCAUUUUGGAUGCCGGUUGGAUGGAGGGGUCUGUCAGGAUUGUGGAUAAGAACAUUUAUAUUAUUCAAGGUGAAAUCAAUACAGUAGUAGGAGCCAUAAAACGCAGUGCAAGAUGGAGUACUCAUACACAUUUGGAUGAAGACCGUGAUCCUCUUUUGCACAGCUUCAGUGUCUUGAAAGAAGUGCUGAAUAACAUAACUGAGCUUCCAGCCAUUGAGCCUAUUGUCUUCCUUCGACCUUUUCUGGAAGUUAUUCGUUCGGAAGAUACUACAGGCCCCAUCACUGGAUUGGCCUUGACAUCUGUAAAUAAGUUCCUCUCAUAUGCACUAAUAGAUUCUAACCAUGAGGGCACAGCUGAGGGAAUGGAGAACAUGGCAGAUGCUGUCACACAUGCCCGGUUUGUGGGCACAGACCCUGCAAGUGAUGAAGUUGUCCUGAUGAAGAUCUUGCAGGUCCUGAGGACUCUUCUCCUGACUCCGGUUGGAGCUCAUCUCACCAAUGAGUCAGUCUGUGAAAUCAUGCAGUCUUGCUUCCGUAUUUGCUUUGAGAUGAGACUUAGUGAGUUAUUGAGAAAAUCUGCAGAGCACACUCUGGUCGACAUGGUGCAGCUGCUCUUCACAAGAUUACCUCACUUUAAAGAAGAGCCUAAGAGCUACAUAGGGACUAACUUAAAGAAGAUUUCUCCAUAUCUCCUCAGCAGACUGGAACUAUGUAAUGGGGAACAGUCCAAAGCCCUGAACCAGUUAGAGAGAGUACUACUCUUUAAGAAACUGAAGUUGAAAAUGCGAGCAGGGGGAAUGAGUGACUCAUCAAAGUGGAAAAAGCAGAAGAGAUCACCACGGAACUCUUGCCAUGUAGCCAAAGUAUCUCAAGGAACAGAGCAGCUUGCUGCCAAUGGUACAGGUGGAGUUAAUUUCAUUGAUGUACCGUCUCCCGUCUCAUCUGGAAGUUCAGAAAAUGCAUCUACUACAGUCAGCCCUUCCACUGACAGUGGCUUAGACAGCUCCUCUCAGAUCAGCUCUAAGGAAGAUCUUACGGACUUGCAGUUGGUCAACCCUUUAGGAAUCAGUACAUCAGUUCCUUUAACUGAGUCUAGAGCUAGAGAGCAGCUAGAGACCCAGAAUGAAUGCCCCCAGGAAGAAAAGACGCAAUCUGCCUCAGUGGAGUCUAUCCCAGAAGUUCUGGAGGAGUGUACAUCUGUAGCUGAACACUCAGACUCUGCUUCUGUUCAUGACAUGGACUAUGUCAAUCCCCGGGGAGUGAGGUUUACCCAGUCCUCUCAGAAAGAAGGUACAGCUUUAGUACCCUAUGGGUUGCCCUGUAUCCGGGAACUACUCCGCUUCCUCAUCUCUCUCACUAACCCACAUGAUCGCCACAACUCAGAAGUGAUGAUCCACAUGGGGUUGCAGCUGCUCACUGUUGCCCUGGAAUUGACCUCUGUUGCAAACUGUCCAUCUCUCCUAGGACUGGUGAAAGAAGAAUUAUGUAGAUAUCUCUUUCAAUUACUGAACGUGGAGCGACUCAAUCUGUAUUCAGCUUCACUUAGACUUUGCUUCCUCCUCUUUGAGAGUAUGAGAGAACACCUGAAAUUCCAACUGGAGAUGUACAUAAAGAAGCUGAUGGAAAUUAUCACAGUGGAAAACCCCAAGAUGCCCUAUGAGAUGAAGGAGAUGGCCCUGGAGGCCAUAGUUCAACUCUGGAGGAUUCCUAGUUUUGUCACUGAGCUGUACAUAAAUUACGACUGUGACUAUUACUGUGCUAACCUUUUUGAAGACCUCACCAAACUGCUAUCCAAGAAUGCCUUUCCUGUUUCUGGACAACUGUACACUACUCACCUGCUGUCCCUUGAAGCAUUACUGACAGUGAUAGAUAGUACAGAAGCACAAUGCCAAGCCAAAGUGCUCAGCAGCAUCUACCAGCAGGAGAAGGAAGCACUAAAACCAAGUACAGAAACUCCCUGUAACAUCAAAGAAACAACCCAUAUUGUCGAGGGGCUGCUGACAGAUGGCAAAUCACCCAGUGCAGAAUUGCCAGACACUAAUGGCUGCUUGACAGCUAGCCACAUGAAGCAGCAAGACAGUCUGAAUUUGGAGCUGGGAAAUAACACAGCAGAAAAGACCAUUCCAAAGAAGCCUACUCGCUUUUCCUGCGGCCUACCCACAACACACGAAUUGAUAAUGAUUAAGAGCAAAAAGAAGCUCUUGAUAAGUGGUUCAGAGCAGUUCAAUCAAAAGCCAAAGAAAGGGAUACAGUUUCUUCAGGAGAAGAACCUCUUGGCUACCCCUAUGGAUAAUAAUGAAGUAGCAAAGUGGCUGAGAGAGAAUCCUCGACUGGACAAGAAAAUGAUUGGAGAAUUUGUGAGUGACCGGAAGAAUGUAGACUUGCUGGAAAGUUUUGUGGGGACUUUUGGUUUUCAAGGCUUGCGAUUAGACGAAGCACUGCGACUCUACUUAGAAGCUUUCAGGUUGCCAGGAGAGGCUCCUGUAAUCCAUAGGCUGUUGGAAGUCUUUACAGAACAUUGGCGCAAAUCGAAUGGGUCUCCGUUUGCCAAUAGUGAUGCUUGUUUUGCCCUUGCCUAUGCAGUUAUCAUGCUGAAUACUGACCAACACAAUCAUAAUGUUCGCAAGCAGAGUGUACCUAUGACUCUAGAGGAAUUCCGAAAAAAUCUGAAAGGGGUAAAUGGAGGCAAAGACUUUGAGCAGGACAUGCUGGAGGACAUGUACCAUGCCAUCAAAAAUGAAGAGAUUGUGAUGCCAGAGGAACAGACGGGCCUAGUAAAGGAAAACUACGUAUGGAGUGUGCUGCUGCAUCGUGGAGUCACUGAUGAAGGAAUCUUUCUGCAUGUCCCACGUGGUAGCUAUGAUCACGACCUCUUUGCCAUGACCUGGGGGCCCACUGUGGCAGCUCUGUCCUAUGUUUUUGACAAGAGCCUGGAUGAAACGAUCAUUCAGAAGGCUAUCUCUGGUUUCAGAAAAUGUGCCAUGAUUUCCGCCCAUUAUGGCCUCAGCGAUGUUUUUGACAACCUCAUAAUUUCUCUCUGCAAGUUCACAGCUCUGAGCAGUGAGUCCAUUGAGAAUCUGCCUACAGUUUUUGGAAGCAAUCCCAAAGCUCAUAUUGCGGCAAAGACUGUGUUCCACUUGGCUCAUCGCCAUGGUGACAUUUUGCGAGAGGGCUGGAAAAACAUCAUGGAGGCCAUGCUACAACUUUUCAGAGCAGAGUUGUUGCCAAAGACCAUGGUGGAGGUUGAAGACUUUGUAGAUCCCAAUGGCAAGAUCUCUCUGCAACGCGAGGAGACACCUUCCAACCGUGGUGAGUCCACAAUGCUGAGUUUCGUUAGUUGGUUGACACUCAGUGGCACAGAGCAAUCUGGUAUGAGGGGACCAUCUACGGAGAACCAGGAGGCAAAGAGAAUGGCCCUGGAGUGUAUAAAGCAAUGUGACCCAGAGAAGUUGAUAACUGAAAGCAAGUUUCUGCAACUGGAGUCCCUGCAGGAGCUAAUGAAGGCUCUCAUCUCUGUGACUCCUGAUGAGGAAACAUAUGAUGAGGAGGACUGUGCUUUCUGCUUGGAGAUGCUUCUGAGGAUUGUGCUGGAGAACAGGGACCGUGUAGCCUUUGUAUGGCAGGCAGUGCGAGACCACCUCUACCACUUGUGUGUUAAUGCUGUGGAGUAUUGCUUCCUAGUUGAGAGAGCAGUGGUGGGGCUGUUGCGGCUGGCAAUCCGUCUUUUGCGCAGAGAGGAGAUCAGUGCCCAGGUGCUGCUCUCCUUGCGUAUCUUGCUCAUGAUGAAGCCCAGCAUGCUGAACAGGGCCAGUCAUCAGAUUGCAUAUGGUCUUCAUGAGCUUCUCAAGACCAAUGCUGCCAACAUCCAUUCUGGAGAUGACUGGUACACACUCUUUAGCCUCCUGGAGUGCAUCGGAUCAGGGGUGAAACCACCCCCAGCGCUGCAGGCUACAGCAAGAGCAGAGAAUGACACAGGGGCUCAGUCAGACAGUGAGAUCUAUCACCCAAAUGAAGCCAGCCUAGAUCGUGGCUACACUUCUGAUUCAGAGGUGUAUGCAGAUCACAGCAAGCAAGGCAAAAUGCAUCGUUCGGUGACUGAUGUGGAUGUGAUGAACAGCGGCUGGCUUGUGGUUGGGAAGGAUGACCUUGACAGCCCAAAGGCCAUGGUUGGACUCUCCAAACUGGGCAGUUCACCCUUGGUGAAUCAGUACAGCCUGACUGUGGGGAUGGACCUGGGCCCACACAAUACCAAGUCGCUCAUGAAGUGUGUUGAGUCCUUGUCUUUCAUUGUGCGAGAUGCUGCCCAUGUCACACCUGAAAACUUUGAGCUCUGUGUCAAAACUAUCCGCAUCUUUGUAGAGGCCAGUCUAAAUGGAGGGUGCAAGUCCCAGGAAAAGCGAGGGAAGAGCCACAAGUAUGACCCCAAAUCGACCCGUUUCAAGAAGAAAGCAAAGGAGAGUUCUCUGAGGCACUUGAGGGCAUCUAGCCAGCAUCAGCACCGCUCAGCCAGUGAUGAGGAUGAUGAGGAUGAGAGCAUCCCUGCCAGUUACCACACUGUGUCUUUACAGGUUAGUCAGGACCUGCUGGACCUGAUGCACACCCUUCACACACGAGCUGCCACCAUCUAUAGCUCUUGGGCUGAAGAGCAGCACCAUCUGGAGGCUGCGGGAAAGAAAAUUGAAGCAGACUCUCAGACAUUAUGGGCCAAUUGCUGGUGCCCAUUACUGCAAGGUAUUGCCUGCCUGUGUUGUGAUGCAAGGCGACAGGUGCGGAUGCAGGCACUGACCUACCUGCAGCGGGCUCUCCUUGUACAUGACCUGCAGGCUCUGGAUGCCUUAGAGUGGGAAUCCUGUUUCAAUAAGGUGCUGUUUCCUCUGCUGACCAAACUCCUAGAAAAUAUCAGCCCUGCGGACGUCGGUGGAAUGGAGGAGACCAGAAUGAGAGCCUCUACUCUCCUCUCCAAGGUCUUUCUGCAGCACUUGUCUCCGCUGCUCUCCCUCCCAACCUUUGCUGCACUAUGGCUGACAAUUCUGGAUUUCAUGGACAAAUACAUGCAUUCUGGGUCCAGUGACUUGUUGCCAGAGGCCAUCCCUGAAUCACUGAAAAAUAUGCUGCUAGUAAUGGACACGGCUGGAAUAUUCCACAGUGCUGACUCACGAACAGGUUACUCUGAUCUCUGGGAGAUCACCUGGGAACGCAUAGAUUGCUUUUUGCCAAAACUGCGGGAUGAGCUCUUCAAACAGACAGUCAUCCAAGACCCAGUUCCUACCUUACCAAUAGAGAUGCAUCCUCCCAAACCAACAGUAUCUUCCCUGCCACAUUCCCCUGGAGGGGAUACAAAGACUGCCACCCAUUCAGCACCCUCUGAGAAGUCUCCUGAGCUGGCAGCUAUUGCAGACCCUGAGACGGCUUCAGUUCCAAGCAGUUCCAGUCUCUCUGGACCACAGUUCCACCUUCCAGCAGCAGCACCUGUGAAAGUGAGCUCGGCGAAAGAUGCACCUCAAGCGGUGGCACAGCAACCUCUUAUUCUUCAGCCUCUGGCCUCCCCCUUACAGGUGGGAGUGCCACCUAUGACUCUACCUAUUAUUCUGAACCCAGCCCUCAUAGAGGCCACCUCUCCUGUGCCUCUUCUGGCCUCUCAGCGGCCGACUGACCCCAUGACAGCUUCUGAAGUCAACUGAGGAGAGGAGUAAAGAGGACAGUUGGCUGUAAGGGGUGAUGGUGGUACAGGAUGCUCUGUCUGGUAGAAGCCAUGGUUGCUGUAGGGAAGCCCCUAGCAGAAUUGUGGAAGGCCACCUUGCAAUGUGGCUGUCUUCCCCAGUGGACCUAAGGCCAAAAUUUCCAUCCCAACCCAUCUGUUCCAUGGCCCUUGGCUCCUUUUGUGCAGAGGCAAUCUCUGUGUGGAUGAUGGCCAGCUUCUCUUUAGAGUUAGGGGGCAGCAGUCAGUUUUUCAGCACACACCUUCUGCUGCCUGUGAUCUAAAAGAAAAGAAAGAAGGUAGGCGUUUCCUUCAGAGUGGAGCAGAGGAGCCAGAUUCCCUAGGAAAUUAAGCAGAGACUUAAUUAUGGAUAUUUGCUUGCCUAUAUUCUUUGGCAUUGACUUGAGAAUAUGACUUUUCCUAUCGCCACUCUUUGGCUUGACUCUUCAGGGUACUCUUCAGCUACUCUGCUGGGUAGCGAGAGCUGGGGGAAAAAAAUAUCUGCCCACUGGACAAGACCAGAGAAUGUGGGAAAGGAAGCAGAGGCCUGGGCCCAGGACAGGGAGGGGGAACCCCUGCCGUGCUGAGCGAGCCGUACUAUCUUGACUAAGUCUUGUACUGGAAGCUCUCCUCCUUUCAGUUAAAUCUCACUGGGUGCCCUCCAGGCCUACUUUGCUUGCACUCACGAUCACUUUGCAAGAUAACUGGACUCGGGCGAUUAGUGCCCAAUAAGGUGAGAGGCUUCUGGGAGCGGGCAGGAAUUGGCCUCUACCAUACAUGAUGUUAUAACUCAUUUGGGAACAGGCUGCUAAAUUUUCCUUCUGAUCCCUGCUAGCGUUUGCUUUCACUUUAGGAGGAUGCCCUUAACCCCUCCUGCACCUCUGGCCUCUUAGCACAAAAGCAGAGUGAAAUGUGUCUCAUCUAGUGCUUCCUUCCUCUCAUGCAUUAGGCUAAAAUUCUCCACAUUUAUUGCAGAAUCCCAUUGGGAACUGAAGCCAGUGUCUACUGUGUGGAACGGCAGGUGACUGUGUGUGUGUAUAUAUAUAUAAGGAGUCUAUUGACUUUUUACAGUGGAAUAAAUAUGACCUGUAAAUGAAUUAUUUUGGCUUAGCAGUUA